UCCCACACCAUCUGAAGCAUCCACCCUCUCUGCGCUCUCUGUGAUUGACAUUUUUCGGGUUGCUUUGUGCGGGGAUAUCGAGCAGCUCACAGCUUUGAACAGAAGAGAAAGCAAGGUCCACGUUUACAGACCAGCUCCCAGACCAAUGCAUGAGUGUAAAAAGGGCCAAACUGCCUUGAAACGACCAACCAAAUGUUAGCAUUUAGCUAGCCAGUGCCAGCUGGUGUUGCAGCGGUCAGUGAAUGGCUACGCAGAGACCAGUGCUGACUCCCCACUCAGACCUUUGAUAUGGGGAGUAAAAUGUCCUUCAGCAGAGGAAGCAGUGACCAAAAUCCCGUCGAUCAGUUAGCUCCUGCCGCAUCGCAUCCUCACCAGACCAUUCAUAACGCUUCGGACUGCAAGCAGAUGCCUGAAGAUGAGAGAUGCAGUGAGGAAGACCUGGACUCCAGGUGGGGAGAGGAACUGAAUCACCCUGCAUCUGAAUCCCACUCAUCGGAGUUCGUGGAGACUGACGGCCGUGUUAACUUUGAAACAGCAGGCGGAACCCUUAAUCAACACAGUGGACACAUAUUGCCGCAGGUAGGGAUGGAAGCAGAGUCUCAGAUGACAUCUGCAAAUUUGUGCAGCUCUACAACGGACCGUCUUGGGCAGCAUGUGGAGACACACAGGAAACGUGGGCGCCCGCGGAAAAUAAAGUCAUUGUUGACUAAAGACAAUAGAUACCCAGAUUCUGCUGGUUUUGAUGCAGUUCAACAUAAGGAGAUCAGCACGACAAUACCUCUGCCAACCUGUUUAGAGAACUACAACAGUAAGGAUGUGCCUAACGCUAUAGACGGGGCUCCUCGCUGUGUCCUUGUGCUGCCAAAAAGAAAAAGAGGAAGGCCACGAAAAACAGAAAUCUCAGCUUAUAACGCUAUGGUUGCUAAGACUGGUGCUGCUAGUUCUCCUGCUGCUUCGGCUGAUGCUUAUAAUGUAAGCCGUGCUACACGAACACUGAGGAGUCAAGCUGAUCAACACCCUUCGAAACAGGAUGGAAAGCCUGAUUGUGAUAGCAAGGAAGACCUCGAGCACAAUAGUAACAUAUUGAACUUUCAAGGUUUUAUGAGAAGAAGAGCUGAACAGGCUGAUCAGCAGGUUCCAGCAAAAGUGUCCAGACUGGAUGUUUCCCAGGAGGCCUGCACACUGUUGAGCAACCACACAGGCUGUGGGGAGGGGGCUGAGACAGAUAAGCAGGUGGGAAUUAACACAGACAAGCAAGAGGCCGGUACAGACGAGAGGACCUGUCACCUCUCCCUGCAGUCUGGAGGAGAGCAGCAGACAGAGCCUGAAGUUAUUCCUUCAAAGCGUUUAAAUGUGGUAGGCCCAACUUCAGGAAACAUGAAUGACAGGGAGGAAUUACAAUCCAAAAGCACAUUUGAAUCACAAAAUAUUGAAGCCUUACAGAAAACAGUAGCCGUAACAAACUCUCAAAUACCUAAACCUGUAAGUGUGCCCCCUGCUGUGAAAGCUGAGAAAAUUGAAAUUGAGCUGGAUCCUUUAAAUCCUAUGUCAAAUAGUCUUGAAUCUUUACAUUGCAAUGCCAGCACCACAGCUGAGAGUCCAAACUGCUAUUUCAGGCGCAGGAGAGGCGGCAAGAGAAGGAGGAGAAUGGGUAAUGUUUUGUUGCAGAGAGAAUCGCUUGUACAGGGCCAAACAGGAAGUGAUGACACCAAGGACGCCAACUCAAAUGUCAGCUACAUUAAAAAAGGAGGGAAAAUUUUGAUGAAAUGUGGUUACUGUGAGCAAACAUUUAAAUUUCAUUCUCAGUUCGUCAUCCAUCAACGCAUUCAUACAGGAGAACGACCUUUCAAAUGCUCUGAAUGUGGAAAAGGUUUUAGCAAAAAUUCCAACUUAAAUCUUCAUCUCAAGACGCACAAUAAGAGCAACAAAUAUAAAAAAUGUCGAUUUUGCAAGAUCAAAUUCCCAUGCUCAGAGUAUGCCACUCAUAUGAUAGAGCAUGCACACAACCAGGACUUUGAGGCCACCAGAUCUGAAAGAAGCAGCAGAGGGAACCACCAGGAAAAUAGUCAGGGGUGUCAGAGACAUGUUCCCCCCGAAGAGAAAGAGAAAAAAGAGUGCCAGUACUGUGGUAAAACAUUCCCGUUUCAGUCAGCCCUCAUCAGACAUGUGCGGGCCCACACUGGAGAGAAGCCUUAUAAAUGUGACAUAUGUGGCAAAGCUUUCGGUCAGGCGUAUUUCCUCCGAGUUCAUGAGCUGACACACUGGUCUGUGAAGCGUUACAACUGUACCCGCUGUGAGAAAUCAUUCACUCAUUACAGCAACGCAAAAAAUCACACCUGCAGACCCUCGGAAAGCAGUGACGAAUCACAACCCGACAAACGUGUAAAGUCUUCACUAACGUACACCUGCCACAUCUGCAAGAAUAUUUUUGCCCAUCUGCAGGAGUUCAACAGCCAUAUGAGAGAACACACCGGCGCAAAGCUGUAUCGCUGCUUGUAUUGCGACAAGCUGUUUGGUGUGCUGUCUGGAUUUAACGCCCAUCGCAGUCACUGCAGAGGAGAGAAGAAUAACACCUCCAGCUUCGAGAUAAAAGCGGAAGAAACAAUGUCAUUAAUUCAGUACAAGGUGCCUGCACUAAGGUGUGCAGCAGGACACAAUUCAGCUUCUCCACUCACUGCUGGAAAUUGUGAAACACUCAAAAAAACAUCGGCCGCCAGCCCCAAGAAACACCUUGCUAAAGUAAAAAAAUGUUUCCAGUCGACAGUCGUCCCGGCUCAUCCACUCUCACACUUUGUGUCAAAGUUAAAUAAACUUGAUAACGGCUCAGACCCCAGGAAAUAUUUUUGUCCAAGCUGCGGGCGGCUCUUCAGACACAUGGGCCGACUCCGAGCCCACAUGCUCACCCAUGGCCCGGGUCUAAGUUACACCUGCUCCAGCUGCGGCAAGACUCUAGAAGACUGGAAUAAACUUUGGCUUCAUCAGAGAAUCCACCGACAGAGACGCGGACGUUUUACUUGUCCCCAGUGCGGGAAAGGUUUUCGGUUUGUGGGAACAUACAAAAAACACAUGAGGGAACACGCAGAGGUGCAGUGGGUUCCGUUCAGGCCCAGAAAAACGUUUCGGCCUUAUGAAUGUGAUGAGUGCAGGUGCAGCUUUAAGACUCUAGAUUUGCUGUUCAGUCACCAGAUUUGCCAUAACUCAAUGCAAAAGGACUCUGAUUUUGAUGUAAUCAUAGAUGAUAGCACUACACAGUUUACCAAGAGCAACCACGAAGCUACAUUAAGCCCAGAUCCUGAAUUAAACAACUAUUGUCUUGGCCCUGUAUCCCAAUGUUCAGUAACUCAAGAGUUUCCUUUAGCGCCAAUGACUUCCUCGAUCCAAAGUAAGCAUCUGGAUUUGGGUAAGAGUACCCAGCAACAGAGCAGCACACAUUGUAUCCAAGACAGAGAAACCAGUUGGGACAGAAUAGAUGAAAAUGCACUUGGGAAACCAAUUACUGUAAGCCAAAAUGCCAGCACAUCACAUGAAGGGUCUGCAGACGGUAUUAAGUGUGCUGUUUGCGGUAAUGCAUAUCCUGCCAUUUCAGACCUCUAUCACCAUUAUUUGCAGCAUGCUAGAGGCCAGCUGUAAUAACCUAAAAAGAGACACAAUGCACCGUGUAUGUGUUUAUACUUUUUUAAUACAUUGUUUCACAGGGGCUUCUUUUGUCCUAGAUCAGAAAAGAUUGUCAUUUACCCACAUGGUAAGGCUAUGGGAAAUAUAAUGCAGCAAAAUGGAAGAUUAGUUUACGGUCAUGUAUUCAACCUGUUUACAGAUUCUGAAAUAUACUGAAUGUACAAAAUAUUGUGUUUGGACACUUGAGAAAGAACUUAUGAGCCUUAUUUAGUUUAUAUAAUUACAUUUCUGCCCAACAAUAAAGCAACGCAGAUAAAAAUAACAUGUCAAAAGGGUUUAUCUCAGAUCAUGACGGUCUUUUCUUGACUCAAAUCAAAAUAAAAAAAUUUCAGAGACAUUUAUGUACAUUUGUUUUGUUCUGUUCUCCAACAGGGACACCUCUUAGCAUAAUGUAUUAACAUUGAAAGUGAAUAUAUCCGUUUAACUCUCACACACAUUUUUCAUUAUCAAAUUGACGUAGGAGUUUUCUCCAUUAUGGACUUGUAAUAUUAUGAAAGCUGAAAUGAAGUUUUGCUCAAUAUUCUAAAAAUAUUUACUCAAAAACACACAUUUGACACCUGCAACAGGAA
Messenger RNA from Notothenia coriiceps (black rockcod), 4244 nucleotides. RefSeq names its product zinc finger protein 184-like. Gene Ontology annotation, molecular function: DNA binding. Lineage: Eukaryota; Metazoa; Chordata; Actinopteri; Perciformes; Nototheniidae. The transcript has 3 exons. The record is from RefSeq and is a predicted model, not a curated record. The coding region runs from base 289 to 3630 and encodes 1113 amino acids.